Molecule: messenger RNA, 969 nt
Organism: Pedinophyceae sp. YPF-701
Lineage: Eukaryota; Viridiplantae; Chlorophyta; Pedinophyceae
Source: the annotation of a GenBank genome assembly
AUGGCUCCCACGGCGAUGAAUGCGUGCGUCCAUCAGGGUUGCGUGGCCCUGAAGCGCAGGGUGGCGCCGGGUUGCGCUCAGAGAGCUCAGCCCAAGCUGUGUUCCGGGCAGCAGCGUCGCGGGGUCGUUGCUAGAGCGGCGGACGAUAGUCAGUGGGUGUUCAGCAAGGCUCUGGUCCGCGACGUCGCGCCAACAUUCGAUAAUGCCAUUUGCAAGUACCCCCCGGAGGAGCCAAUAAGCGUCGAGCGGGCCGUCGAACAGCAUGAUUUGUACAUUAGGAGGCUGCAGGAAGCCGGGGUGGAGGUGCUCAAGGUCGCGGCCGACAAGAAGUGCCCCGAUUGUGUCUUCAUUGAGGACACCGCCGUAGUCGUGACCGGCGUCGGCGCCGUGAUCGCGUGGCCAGGCAUGCGGACCCGCAGGCGGGAGGUGGGCCCGGUGCGCGAGGCCCUGGACAGCCUCGGCCUGAAGCUGUUCGACGUGCAGAAGCCCGGCGUGGUGGACGGCGGCGACGUCCUGCGCAUCAACACGGACAUGUUUGUGGGCAUCUCGAAGCGCACCAACGCGCAGGCCCUCGAGUACAUCAGCGCCGCGCUGUCGCCGUACGGGAUCCGCGUGUACGGCAUCCCCGUGCCCGAGGCCCUGCACCUCAAGAGCCUGUGCACGGCGCUGGACAGCGAGACGCUUGUUGUGGCAAAGGGACCUGGCGCGGGCGUGAAGCGGAGCAUCAACCUGAUGGCCAUCGACGACCUGCUCGCCGUCGACUACAGCUUCGUCGAGGUGCGGCAUCCGCUCUCCGCGAACGUCGUGCGGAUCAACAAGCACGUGUUGAUCCAGCCGGCGGACGACGAGGACCGGGAGAUCUUGGUGCGCGCGUGCGCUGCACGGGGGCUCACACCAGUGGAGGUCGACAUGAGCGAAACGGGCAAGGCGGACGGCGCGCUCACGUGCUGCUCCAUCCUCAUCCCAUGA